Paralichthys olivaceus (Japanese flounder) is the source of this 1731-nucleotide messenger RNA. RefSeq names its product serine-rich adhesin for platelets. NCBI's taxonomy places the organism in Eukaryota, Metazoa, Chordata, Actinopteri, Pleuronectiformes, Paralichthyidae. The record is from RefSeq and is a predicted model, not a curated record.
UGAGAGGGAAUAAAACGUCGACAUUAUGAAGUCGUGGCGUCGACUCUGCUUCCUCGUUCUAGCGGUCCCUUUGAUUUCUGGAGGACAACCCUCAACUACAGAUCCAACGCGUAACGAGGAGAGUGCAGACGCAGGUCCCGCUCCCACCUGGACUCCUCCCCCUCUGCCUGAGUCUUUGAAUGACACUGACAGUAACUCCACCCACGCAACGCUGACCGCCCCAUACUCUCCGAGUCAUGAGUUGGAAAAUGCCACAGACGUGACCUCAACAGUGAAUAUGACCAGGACGGGCAGCACACCGGCACCUACAGCGGCCUCGGCCUCGACCGGCGGGACCGAGGGGACUGCUGUCGGUAAAGCCACAGUUCCUAUGACAACAGCAAGCAGCUCACAAACGCCAGGGGAAACUGAAAACAGUGAUAAUUCGUCAUGGGGUUAUGUGAUCAUAGCGUUGAUCUGUAUAGCGAUCAUUGCUCUGUGUGUCAUCCUCUUCUUUCUAAGGAGAGCGUCCAGGAUGUACUCCUUUGACCUCCAGUUUCCAGAUCCCAUCAACAAUCACUUCAACGGUCCCACCGGCACCUUUGAACCAGUCUACCUCGAUGACUUAGCCCCUAACGAUCAAGAAGCCACCAGUGAACCUCCGGUAACCAACGGCACGAGUCCCCAGUCGGAGGAAAAGGGCUCCAAUGGAGAGAACGCUCCACAGGAACAAACACAUGCAAACGGUCUGGAGACGUCAUCACUGAGCUGUAGCACCAGCCCCACAGCGGGCGAUGACCCAGCUGACAUGAUCUCCGACUCACCGAGCAGCGCCAACCUGUUCUUCGAUGAUACUGGAGAGACGCAGCAGAAUGAAAACAACAACAAUCCCUCGGUUUGUUCCAGUGACCCAUUCGUUGAAAUAAACCUGGACGAGCCGGAGUGGUGCGACCAGCUCCUCGACUCCUCUGAAGCCACCUCCUCCGUCCUCCCCUUCUCUCCUUUCUCCUUCUCCACCUCCUCUUAGCACCUUUCAGAAACCACCUCGGCACCAACAUGGAGUCUUUCAAACACCGGGACAUCCUCACCUUUCCUCUCUUUUAUCUCCAGCCUGCUACCAUCUAACUCCAAUCGAGUAUUUUCUGAUGUUCUUGUCUGCAGCUCUUGUUUCUGCAGCAAUAAACUCAGGAAACCCAAAUUAAUACGCAGAGCUAGCUGACUAGCUAGCUUUAAGACUCUUUGUGUUAUCACCAUGGAUGGAUUGUGGGAAAAAUGCCUUCUACCUCCAUAUUGAAAACGAUUCUUUCUGGUCAUUUAAUAUCUCGCGAUGGUUUGACCCUCCUGACCUCUGACUGGAGCCCACAGGCCUGCUGGGUGAUCGAUCCACGGAUUUCACAGUAGUCUUUUCAAAUGAGGCGUCUGAAUUUUUAAGGGCACUAUUGCCUGAAAACUCUUGAAAACAUGACAUCAUGCUUUACCUAAGUAACUGACAUAAGAAAAUACAAGUAGUUUAGUUUCACAGACUGAUACGAAAACGUCAAGUCUUUGUUACAACAAAGUGUUUUCUUCUUUUCUAACUUUAGUUUUAACUCUGAUAAAAAAUGAAUCCAGUUUACAUCUGCAGCUUUUUUGUACACGUGGUAAUAACACUGCACUGACUCUCUUGAUGUUUAAAGUCUCAAUGAAAACCUAUUUUUAAAUGCUCCCCUUAUUUCAUGUACAUGUACUGGAAACAACAUGUCCAAGUAUUCA